UGCCACGUUAUCACAGCCCGAGAGUAAAUACAGACCUGGGGAACGCAUGUUUCUUUCCUUUCUUUGCAACCUAACCAACGCUGCGCUUGCCUUGUAAUGACAGGCCUUAACGUAACCCUGGGUUAUUUCAUCAGUGUGGCAGUAGGAUGUGGAUUUGCCAAUGCCCUGGUGACACAACGGAGGCCACGAUGGCGCUUUCUGUCUGAAUUUAUUGCAGCGUUUGCACUCGCGGCAUGUCGCCUGGAAGUGCAAACCAUUUCCGAGAUUGGUCAGUGGGCAGAAGGCCUGGGGCAGGACGUUACUCUCACCAUGCUUUUCCUUGCCUUGACUGUCCAUGGAGUCAUCAUGCAAGGAGUCACAGGAAACCCUUCAGUUACUCUAAUGGGGUAUUUACAAAAAGAGACAGGAGCAGUAUCGUCUUCUCUUAGCAUAGCAGGUCAGCUCGGAGGGGCCCAUCUUGCCCUGCUCUUUGCUGGAUGGUACUGGGGGAUGGAGCUCACAGACAUGCAUAUGAUCAAGGUCAUGAUGAUGACUCAGUGCAGUUCAUCACUAAAUGUGUCCCUGGUUCAGGGGACCAUCACAGAGGCUGUAAGUGCAAUGCUUUUUUACCUGGUAGACCUCAGUCUUCGCCGCAGGUCACAGCUGCUACGGAUUCCCAUUUUGUCCAUGCUGCUCACCUUCCUCUAUUACACAGGAAACAACUACACUGCUGCCUUUGUGAACCCAUCACUUGCUUAUGCACUUACAUUCAAAUGUCCUGGACACACCUUCUGGGAAUAUGCAGUAGUCUACUGGAUUGGGCCUGUCAUUGGCAUGACUCUGGCCUUGCUUGUCUACAUGGGUAACAUCCCUUUACUUUUCACCAAGAACCUGUUUUACUCAAAAAAGACACAAGUUCGCCUCCCAAAAAGAAAGACAGCAGAAGAGAAAAGUUCAUGAGACAC
Messenger RNA from Silurus meridionalis, 944 nucleotides. It is a transcript of the gene aqp12, whose product is annotated as aquaporin 12. Bases 97 to 939 code for a protein of 280 amino acids. Gene Ontology annotation, molecular function: channel activity. The record is from RefSeq and is a predicted model, not a curated record. The transcript has 3 exons. Gene Ontology annotation, cellular component: membrane; cytoplasm. Lineage: Eukaryota; Metazoa; Chordata; Actinopteri; Siluriformes; Siluridae. Gene Ontology annotation, biological process: transmembrane transport.